CGUUGCCAUGGUAGCCAGGGCCGCGUUGCCGGAGCGCGUCUCCCGGACCGCGCUGUUUCUGCUGGGCGCUGGCGCGGGUGCCGUAGCGGAGCGGGGUCUCCGUCUGCGGGAGCGCCCCUGCCGCUCUCAGCGGGCAGCGGGGCGCCGCCCGAGCGCGUCAGGAUGAAGCAUAAGGAUUCGAUGUGUACCAGCCCGCGUGUCGGGGGUCCUCCUGUGGCUUCGCGGGAGACGGUGGAGGCGGUGACCAAAGGAGCGGAGCCCUGGCGCUGCCCCAAGCCGGCCACGUACACCCCGGGGACCUGCGAGCUGCUCCGAGUGAUGAUGAAAGAAUCCAAGCUGACCAACUUCCAGCAGCGCCACAUCAGGGACACCAUGAAAAGAGGGGGAGCCUUGCCCCUGCAGUGCAGCCCUACGUCCAGCCAGAGGGGCUCACCUUGCAAGCAGCCGGCCCCGGCCAUCUACCUGCCCCCCAUCCUGGCAGCCAGGACCCACCUGCGGCCCGCGAGCCUCUGCCAAGCCAACGGGGCCUACAGCCGGGAGCAGUUCAAGCCUCGGGCCACGAGAGACCUGGAGAAGGAGAAGCGGAGACUCCAAGACCUCUUUGCCACGGGGAAGGACACAGAGGAACGGAGGAGAAAGGCACCCCCGGUGCGGCAGGACCCGGGCCCCGAGCUGGACCGCUUUGAAGAAUUGGUGAAGGAAAUCCAGGAGAGGAGAGAAUUCCUGGCCGCCAUGGAGGCUCUGGGACAGGGCAAGCAGUACCGAGCCAUCAUCCUCGCCGAGAUCUCCCAGGUAGGAGACAGCAUCGGGGAGCCGCACCCAAGUGUGGGGCCAGAGACGCGAGGACAGGCGGGCCGGGGGCAGCCGCGGCUCUCGGGGCCACACUCUGGCCCCCCGAGCUCCAGCCCCGACACCAGCUCCCUGUUGCCCUUUGCAGAAACUGCGGGAGAUGGAAGACAUUGACCGCAAGCGGAGCGAGGAGCUUCGGAGGGCUGUUGCCAUCGCUUAGUCAGCCCCGGAGCCCGGCCUUGGCCACUGGACCUACCCCUCGCCACGCAGGGUCAUCACCCAGUCAGCCCAGCCACUCUGGCUUCCAGCCAUGUCGCAUGGCCACACAGCACUGCCCUGCCUGGGGGAGCCCAGGGUGCCCACAGCACCCUGGACGCUGCCCAGGGACACCACAGCCCUACUCUCGGAGCCACUGAGACCUGCAGCCUCAGACAGACUGAACGGUUUCUCGGGAAAAGGGCCCCAGUCACAGCGAAAGCCACGCCCACGUCCUGCGACCUUGUCCAAGGUCACCCAGGGGCUCUCCUCCUUCCCACCCCCUCCAGCCUGUGCAUCCGGGAAUGAAAACAAUUCCUUUCAUCACACCUAUCUUAGGACCAACGAAUUAGACUUCAUACAGCCUUGGGCAAAUGUUUGACAACUAAUUGACCAAUAGAAUACAUUUAACUUGGGUCACCGCACGCACUGCCUUGUUUUCAGAGGGCUAAGGCUUAUUCAGUGAGUGACACCCCUGCACAGGUGCGUGUCCAGCGACCUACUGGGACGUUUCGAGUGCCAAUGAAGCAACACUCAGGAGCACUUGAAUUUCUGUAAACUUGAGAUAAUGGUGGUAGAAAAUAAAGCUCUCAAGGUCUUGCA
Molecule: messenger RNA, 1647 nt
Organism: Oryctolagus cuniculus (rabbit)
Lineage: Eukaryota; Metazoa; Chordata; Mammalia; Lagomorpha; Leporidae
Gene: C11H22orf23
Product: chromosome 11 C22orf23 homolog
Source: RefSeq, a predicted model, not a curated record